AGAGAGAGAGGGGUGGGAGUGCCUGUGACAGAGAUGCAAACGGGAAAAAAGAAUGAGAGAGAGGGGAGAGAGAGAGAGAGAGAGAGAGAGAGAGAGCUUUUAAGGGAUUUGGCAGUGAUUUGUAGAAUCUCACUGGCAUAAUGUUGUGCUUUUUUCUACUUUUCCCUGAUUCUGCCAUGAUGCUGCACCCUAAAGCCUCGAAAGUCAGCGUUUUCAUUUUGUUUUUUUAAAUCAAAACUCCUUUUUUUUUAUACCGUUGUUUCAUUUCCAUUCUAGUUAUUUUGAGAAAGCACAAAGGCUGUCUGAGAUGAUAGAGGAUUUACCUUUGGUGAGGAGACGAGAGCUUUGCCUCUGGAUAUAAUCAAAUAUUGGUCCAUGGAUAAAGGCCUGUUUGGAGGAGCUCGUGUGAUGGAUGAAAUUAAGACUGGUCAAUGAGGAAUGGGCAGGUUUUGGCAUGAAACUAUGAUGAGACCAGUAACGCCGCUUCUUGGACUGUCUCCAGGUGCCAAAGGUAGAGGGAGAAGCCUGGUGCAGUAGGUACCUCUGCUGACUAUCACCAUGACAUCACAGGCCCACUCGUCCCAGCCCAGCGCCCCGUCUGGAUGCAGGUUAAAGGCAUGGCCUCGGCUGCUGUGGGUGCUCCUGGCGGGUCUCGGUCCAGGCGCGUGGGCCCAACAGGGCACCCAGCCUCACUCCAUCAGAAUCGAGGGCGACAUCAAACUGGGUGGGCUGUUCCCGGUGCACUCGCGGGGGCCAGUUGGGGUGCCCUGCGGGGAGAUCAAGAAGGAGAAGGGGAUCCAUCGUAUGGAGGCCAUGCUGUACGCCCUGGACCAGAUCAACAGCGACCCCGACCUGCUACCCAACAUCACCCUGGGCGCUCGGAUCCUGGACACCUGCUCCAGAGACACCUACGCCCUGGAGCAGUCGCUCACCUUCGUCCAGGCCCUGAUCCAGAAGGACACGUCAGAUGUGCGCUGCUCCAACGGAGAGCCGCCCAUUAUCCCCAAACCAGAGAGGGUGGUCGGUGUGAUCGGGGCGUCUGGCAGCUCUGUGUCCAUCAUGGUGGCCAACGUGCUCAGACUGUUUGCGAUCCCCCAGAUCAGCUACGCUUCCACGGCUCCGGAGCUGAGCGACAAGAGCCGCUAUGAGUUCUUCUCCCGUGUGGUGCCUCCCGACUCCUACCAGGCCCAGGCCAUGGUGGACAUCGUCAAAGCCAUGGGCUGGAACUACGUCUCCACCCUGGCCUCUGAGGGCAACUACGGAGAAAGCGGUGUUGACGCCUUCCUCCAGAUAUCCAGAGAAGCAGGGGGGCUGUGUAUUGCUCAGUCCAUAAAGAUUCCCAGAGAGCCCCGACCGGGGGAGUUUGAGAAGAUCAUCAAGAGGCUGAUGGAGACCUCCAACGCUCGCGGGGUCAUCAUCUUUGCCAAUGAAGACGACAUCAAGCGGGUGUUGGAGGCAGCAAAGAGGGCCAACCUCACCGGCCACUUCCUAUUUGUUGGCUCUGACAGCUGGGGGGCCAAAAGCUCCCCUAUUCUAGACCAGGAGGAUGUGGCCGAGGGCGCCGUCACCAUCCUGCCCAAAAGAGCUUCCAUUGAUGGGUUUGACCAGUACUUCACCUCGCGAUCUCUGGAAAACAACAGGAGAAACAUCUGGUUUGCAGAGUUCUGGGAGGAUGAUUUCAAGUGUAAAUUAACACGUCCUGGUGUCAAGUUUGACUCCAGUAGAAGAAAAUGUACAGGUGAGGAGAGAAUCAGUCGAGAGUCCCACUAUGAACAAGAGGGGAAAGUGCAGUUUGUGAUUGAUGCUGUGUAUGCCAUGGCCCAUGCCUUACACAGCAUGCAUUUGGACCUGUGUCCUGGCUACAUGGGUGUCUGUGACAAGAUGGACCCUGUGGAGGGAAGGAUGCUCCUCCAGUACAUUCACUCUGUCAAUUUCAAUGGAAGCGCAGGAACCGGAGUGAUGUUCAACGAGAACGGAGAUGCUCCAGGUCGAUACGAUAUCUUCCAGUACCAGCUCUCUAACGUGAGCAACCCUGGCUACAGAGUCAUUGGCCAGUGGACAAAUCACCUCCGACUCAAUUCGGAGGAAAUGCAGUGGUCAGGUGGUGACCGUAGGAUCCCUGACUCGGUGUGCAGUUUUCCCUGUGAGCCUGGUGAGAGGAAGAAGAUGGUAAAAGGCGUUCCCUGCUGCUGGCACUGCGAGCUCUGUGACGGCUACCAGUACCAGCUGGAUGAGUUCAACUGCGACACCUGCCCCUUUGACAUGAGACCUUUAAAGAACCGCACGGGCUGCCGGCCCACACCCAUCAUCAAACUGGAGUGGAGCUCCCCCUGGGCCAUCAUCCCCGUCUUCUUGGCCAUCUUGGGCAUCCUGGCCACCACUGGAGUCAUCGCCACCUUCAUCCGCUUCAACGACACACCCAUCGUCCGGGCCUCUGGCAGGGAGCUGAGCUACGUGUUGCUGACGGGCAUCUUCCUCAUCUACCUCAUCACCUUCCUCAUGAUCGCCGAGCCCAGCGUGGUCGUGUGUGCGUUCCGCAGGCUGCUGCUCGGGCUCGGUAUGUGCAUCGCCUAUGCAGCCAUGCUCACCAAGACCAACAGGAUCUACCGCAUCUUCGAACAGGGCAAGAAAUCGGUCACGCCCCCCAAGUUCAUCAGCCCCACCUCCCAGCUGAUCAUCACCUUUAUACUCAUCUCAGUGCAAGUAUUUGGUGUGUUCAUCUGGUUUGGCGUGAUGCCCCCACAUACCAUCAUAGACUAUGAGGAGCAGAAACCACCCAACCCGGAGUUUGCCCGAGGACUCCUGAAGUGUGACAUGUCCGAUCUGUCCCUCAUCUUGUGUCUGAGCUACAGUCUCGUGCUGAUGAUCACCUGCACGGUGUACGCUAUCAAGAGCAGAGGAGUUCCUGAGACCUUCAAUGAGGCCAAGCCCAUUGGCUUCGCUAUGUACACCACAUGUAUCAUCUGGCUGGCUUUUGUGCCCAUCUUCUUCGGCACAGCACAAUCUACUGAGAAGAUGUUCAUCCAGACCAUGACCCUGACAGUGUCCAUGAGCAUGAGUGCCACCGUGUCCCUCGGCAUGCUCUACAUCCCCAAGGUCUACACCAUCAUCUUCCACCCGGAGCAGAACGUCCAGAAACGCAAGCGCAGCUUCAAAGCCGUGGCGCAGGCUGCCACCGUGUCCACGCACCUCUCUCAGAAGUCCAACGACAAACAGAACGGAGAGUCCAAGAUCGAGCCGGACAGAUCGCAGUGAAACGGCACAGAUCCUAUGAGGGCAAGUAUUCAUCAUGUAACCUCACAAGCCCACCAUGCGAUAGUCGAUGAUCAAAACAAUGACACGGCUUUAGUCAUUGUCUUUCUCUCCUGUAACCAAGAAACGUGGAUCGAACACAAAGCAAAGACUAAACCGUGCUGUUUAAGAUUUGGUUUCCUGGAUGGCGUUUCUUCUCACAUCCAAAUUUUGAAUGAAGCACAAAAGAAUGUGGAAAUGCUCAACUGCUCAUCAACUAUCCUAUAUAUCAUCUAAAAAAAGACAAACUUUUAAAUAGACAGCUUCUUAGAACAGCAACACACAGGAUGUUGGGCCAUCUUGACUGGACCGCAAGGAACAUUUAUGCUUUUCCUCCCUUUUUGAUAAUUACAUCUUAUUAUACAUCUCAAAAUGACAAGGAGGCAUUGUUAGUUUUAAUUCUCCCUAGGACUUUAGGAAACAUUAAAGCUCAAGCGGUAGCCUUUGCCCUACAGGAAGAUGUAUAGCAGAAUCCCUUGGGAUGAAUGAAGAAUGAAGCUUGGUUGUUUACUGGAUCUGACAGCACUACAUGGACUGUGUUGUUUGUGUACAUGAAUGUUUUUACUGUACUGUUUGUAUGGGGUGUUGUGACGCAGAACUCUUUUCUUCUGAUUGCUGUGGAAGGAACUAGCUUUUAAAAAUGCACCACCAUGUCCUGUUACUAUUACUGAGAAAAUCCUAUGGGAAGGUAUGACUCUAAUCACUAAAUUAUAAUCACUAAACACAAUGCAACCAUUAAAUACCCAAACACUAAAGCAAGGAAGCAUUUUAUCUGAAUCAAAUCCUAGCGGUAUGUUAUGUGUGUGAUUAUUAUGGUACAAAAAUGUAUUUAUUGUGGAAACAGCAAAUCUAUCGUUGCAAACAGGAUGAGAGACAUUUCAGACAGGGUAUUUGUGUUCUUCCGGCCACUUUUACUUUGCCAGGAUGGGGAAGGACCUUGCAAAACAAUGUAUGGCAUUUCCCCAUGUCAUUUUAAAGAAAUGUCAAUAAGGAUGCUCCAAGGCUAGUUUGUAUGGUGACAUAACAAAAUCACACGUACUGCUAUCCUCAUCUGUGGGAUCAUAUUUAGAGCUACACUCCAUCGCAGCUGCAUUUGAUCUGAUUUCGUGCCAUAAAAGAAAAGGUCCAUCUCGAUUGCAAUAAAUACUUAUUUUUGUCAAAUAUAUUUCAUCUAGAAAUAUAUAAUUCAUAAACCAAGUAUGGUCACACACACGUGUUUUGUGUUAAAAGAAAGGGGGAACUGUUGGGAAUUAAAAACAGACACAAAUUUGCCAAUAAAUUAUUUGCAGUGUACUUUUUGUUACUUGAUCAUAAUGUACAACUCAGGUUUUGCAGGUGUACUACUGAAUAAAAUAUUUUUUCUUGAAGAGUA
This is a messenger RNA of Myripristis murdjan (pinecone soldierfish), 4663 nucleotides long. It is a transcript of the gene grm6b, whose product is annotated as glutamate receptor, metabotropic 6b. The transcript has 11 exons. Gene Ontology annotation, molecular function: G protein-coupled receptor activity. The record is from RefSeq and is a predicted model, not a curated record. Gene Ontology annotation, cellular component: membrane. Gene Ontology annotation, biological process: G protein-coupled receptor signaling pathway. NCBI's taxonomy places the organism in Eukaryota, Metazoa, Chordata, Actinopteri, Holocentriformes, Holocentridae. The coding region runs from base 559 to 3255 and encodes 898 amino acids.